This is a messenger RNA of Fusarium subglutinans, 219 nucleotides long. RefSeq lists its product as uncharacterized. Bases 1 to 219 code for a protein of 72 amino acids. NCBI's taxonomy places the organism in Eukaryota, Fungi, Ascomycota, Sordariomycetes, Hypocreales, Nectriaceae. The transcript has a single exon. The record is from RefSeq and is a predicted model, not a curated record.
AUGAAGUAUUCCCAACCCAUCGACCCUGAAGACCAGGAGAGCGAUGAGGACAAUAUCUUCAAGGAGUACCUGAAGCUUUUUCGCCUCAACAUGGAGUAUCACACCGACAACUUCAAGGCCGCCUGCAAAUGUGCCUGUAAUGAGAUCCGAGAUAAGCUCCGCUGCAAGUUCAAGCAGCUCCGGGAGUCCAUGCGUUGCCGUAUUGAACACCGAGGUUAG